Messenger RNA from Punica granatum (pomegranate), 991 nucleotides. Lineage: Eukaryota; Viridiplantae; Streptophyta; Magnoliopsida; Myrtales; Lythraceae. The record is from RefSeq and is a predicted model, not a curated record.
UCUAUUUCAAUUCUUCUCUCCACUCCUACAUAAACGAAAAGCUUCCGGACACAUAAUAAAGAGACUCCCUCCUAGCCUUUCCUCUCUCUUCCAUCACUUUGCUCUUCUCGCAAGCUCUGGACCACUCAUGGGCCUAACCUUCCCGAGCUUGGCCAUGAGCAUGGCGAAGGGCUUGACCUUCGUGCCUCUCAAGGCCCUCCUCCGCCACCUCGUAUACGUGUUCCUAGCAACACUCGCCCGCUCCGGCUUCCUCCGGCUUCGACAAGGGGGAGGAGAAGAAGAAGAGGAGUCGUUGGAUCAGUCGAGCAACAUGGUCCUCGUGAUGGACGGGUCCUCACCCUUGCUGGUCCACGUCCGCGUCGUCACCGCGAUGAUCAAGAAGCGGGUCCCCGUGGUAGAGUACGGCGACCUCCUCGAGAGGAAUGCCGGCGGCACGACCGGAGGGGCAGAAGAGGUGAGGUGCGCCGUUUGCCUGAGCGGGCUGCUGAAGAAGGACGAGAUAAGGGAGCUGCGGAACUGCGGUCACGUGUUCCACCGGCAGUGCUUGGAUAGCUGGGUGGAUCUUGAUCACGUGACCUGCCCUCUCUGCAGAUCCUUGCUUCUUCCCCCUUCCUCCAAAAUGGGGGUGGCGAGGACCCCCGCCACCUCCUCGACCGUCCUCGCCGCCUGCCCCAGCCGUCAACGAGGAGGAGAUACGGCGACGGGCUGAGCAAUCGAGUUGUUGAGGCAGUUUGACAUAGGUGAACUCCCUGCCUCCGGUUAACCUACUUUCAUCACUAUCAGAUGGACUAACGACGACCUAACAUUAGACUUCCAUGACCCGUGUUAUCAUUAGAUUCGUGACAAUGUAGUUAUGACCGGAAUUUGUCAAUCUAGCGAUGUCAUCGGCAUUGCUCUGCUAUGUAAUCUUCUUCUAAUGCCAUGCUUGUCAUGUGAUCCCCGUGCACAUCAAUUUCUCGGAAUCUAUGCCGGUACUCGCUAUUUAAUGUCA